GAAAAGAAAUUGCGAUCUGUGUGCCUCAAAACAUAAACAAGCCUGUACAAUUAUCUAUCAAAAAAAAAAAUUAAACAAACCGACACACCGGUCCACAAUGCCUCCUGCCCAUCACUACAGCCACCCACAAUCACUCCCCCGCCAUUCCAUGCUUCCUCCAUCUUCGACCGCUGCCACUGGCCCUUCCUCUAUGUCCGCCGCCAAGACUCGGCAGUAUGCCAAUUUACAGGCUCAGUUAGAACAGCUGAAUGCCAACCUGGCUGACACGCAAAACCUUCUCCGUAUGACUUCUGUACAAGCGGAGGAUAUGCGCUUCUUGGGCGGCUAUGUCGGGGCGCUCUUCAUGGGGUCGGCCAAGGUGCUGGGAGAGGAGGGUGUCAAGAGCAAUGCGGAUAAGAAGGACUGAAUUGUGAUUAUUUGGUAACCUGAGAUCCAUUGGAUAGCCCUUGAAGAUAUCAUGUUUGCGGGAUACGAAGAGAUGUCAUUUGCAAUCGCCCACCUAGUUCUCAACGACGAAGCCUCCUCCGAGGAUGAUGGCCGGUUCCUCGA
This is a messenger RNA of Aspergillus alliaceus, 549 nucleotides long. Its product is annotated as DASH complex subunit HSK3 family protein. Gene Ontology annotation, biological process: attachment of spindle microtubules to kinetochore. The record is from RefSeq and is a predicted model, not a curated record. NCBI's taxonomy places the organism in Eukaryota, Fungi, Ascomycota, Eurotiomycetes, Eurotiales, Aspergillaceae. Gene Ontology annotation, cellular component: DASH complex. The transcript is spliced from 2 exons. The coding region runs from base 98 to 406 and encodes 102 amino acids.